GUCGACAUGGCCUACGCGGACGCCGCCGCCCUGCGGCCCGCGCGGGAGGCCGAGGUCGACGCCCUCUUCGCCGUCCAGGCAGAGCUGCGCCACAGGGGUGACCUCGUCGCCCAAGGGGUGCGCAGGAUGGGGGAGGAGAAGGAGGCGCUCGAGCGCCGCCUGCAGGACGUCAUGAUGGCCACCGAUGUCAUGGAGGCCUGGGUCGUGGAGAACAACAGGAGAGGCAACACCCAGGCCACGGAGGACGCCAUCGAGCCUGCAGAUGUGCUGUCCAGGCAGAUGAUUGAGUGCACGGCGGCAGAUUUGGCGCUAGAGGAUACCAUCUAUGCGCUCGACAAGGCCAUUCAGGAAGGGUCUGUGCCCUUUGACGGCUACCUCAGAAGCGUCCGCGCACUGUCACGCGAGCAGUUUUUCCACCGCGCCCUGUCUGCCAAGGUGCACAGCGAGCAGCAGCGGGCUAAGGUUGCUAGCAUGGCAGCCCGGGCACCACAGUACGCAUCCUAGGGAUGGUGGUCAGUAUACAUGCUUGGUCUACAACACAUCCGAUUUUGUCUGUCUUAUUAAGUACUUGUCUGUGUAAAGUUGUACUCCAUGUCUGUUUAUAACGAUUACUUGAUAGGACUGGAUGGAUAGGAAAUGAUUUCUGUCAAUAAUAACUUCAGUUUGAAUUGCAUCACAUGAUGUCAUGUAUGGUUUUUGAUCUU
Setaria italica (foxtail millet) is the source of this 704-nucleotide messenger RNA. Its product is annotated as protein ELC. Lineage: Eukaryota; Viridiplantae; Streptophyta; Magnoliopsida; Poales; Poaceae. Gene Ontology annotation, cellular component: ESCRT I complex. The record is from RefSeq and is a predicted model, not a curated record. Gene Ontology annotation, biological process: endosome to lysosome transport. Gene Ontology annotation, molecular function: ubiquitin binding.